This is a messenger RNA of Fusarium sp. VM40, 1011 nucleotides long. Lineage: Eukaryota; Fungi; Ascomycota; Sordariomycetes; Hypocreales; Nectriaceae. The record is from the annotation of a GenBank genome assembly.
AUGUCACCGCAUCGGAAGAACAGAAACGUCAAGGGAACACCACAACCUCCUGAAUAUGUGCACCACACUAUGCUGCGCGUACCGACCCCAGAGACAACGCUGGAAUUUCCAGUCAAUAUAGGUCGCAUGAGUAUCUGCCCGGUCUGGAAGAACUUGAAGUCUUUGAGAAAGGGCAAAAAGCUCGAAAUAAAGGGCCUCGAUUUCAACGACCGGAAAGCAAAAAGAGCUAUCGAGAUAGUCCUUGGGCUUGUCCACGGCGACGAUGUUCUGGUUGAUUGUCGUGGCGAUCCUCGUCUGCUGCUCUACAUGACCGAAGUGCAUAAAGCUCUGGGAUCGCCUCAGUGCACCUACCACACGGAGCAUAGACUUGAACCGGGCGGUUCUGGUUAUUCUUUUUUCUUCCGCGGUAUCACAAACGUUAUCUUCGACGUCGGUAGAGAAGAAAAGUAUCUAUACCGUGUCAAGGACUGGCUGCUGCUUGCUUUAGUUGCUGACCGGAUCGAUCUUUAUUCUGUGAAGAUGUUGGUUCGCAAUAAUCUAGUUCUUUUCUGCAGGUCGGAACAGAAGAGUUUGCCCGAUGAGAUAAAAGACUCUAUUGGAGAUGAAGAGUGGGCGAAGUUGCAAAGUCUGAAGAUGGUUGAUAACGCCAUGUUGGAAAUGCGCAAGCGUUACGUUGAUACGAUAUUCAAGUGCCUUCGUCUUCUAUCUCACCAGCUCGAGAAUUUUGAAAAGGGGGUUCUGCUCAAUGAAGAUGACUUUGAUACAUAUCGACAAUACAGGGUGGCACCAUGCUCAAGGUGUCGGACACUCUCCUCCUACGAAUACCACCGAGAGCUCAGGGCGUCACGUCUCUGGCCUCUGUCCGCCAGUUCGUAUGGGGAUCGUGUCAUCGACCUGAUACACGCCAUAUACGACAUGGAAGAGAACACAUUGUUUAGAGAACACUGUAACCAACUCUCUCACCUUUACGACCAUGUGCGGCGUCUCUGCUGCAAGGAACCCUUGAUGUAG